This is a messenger RNA of Andrographis paniculata, 1039 nucleotides long. RefSeq names its product expansin-A18. The record is from RefSeq and is a predicted model, not a curated record. Gene Ontology annotation, cellular component: extracellular region. Lineage: Eukaryota; Viridiplantae; Streptophyta; Magnoliopsida; Lamiales; Acanthaceae. Gene Ontology annotation, biological process: plant-type cell wall organization. The transcript is spliced from 3 exons. The coding region runs from base 79 to 885 and encodes 268 amino acids.
ACAUGGCCGGUAGUGUCACCUGUACACAUUUUCAGACAGACCAUAUGAAUUACUGACUUAGCGAACUCAGAGCUAUAUAUGGCUUCUCUCCGACGUUUAUGGCUCCUCACCCUCGUCCUUAUAGUGGCAGCAGCGCUGGCCGCCGGGAAUGCAUCCGCCGCCGGAUAUUCCAUGCCGCCGGCGUUUCACGCCACCGCUUGGAAGCUCGCCUACGCUACGUUUUACGGCGACGAAACAGCUUCUGAGACCAUGGGCGGCGCGUGCGGUUACGGGAACCUGUUCAGCAACGGGUACGGGACGGCGACGGCGGCGCUGAGCUCGGUACUGUUCAACAACGGCUACGGUUGCGGGCAGUGCUUCCAGCUGCGGUGCGUCAACUCCAAGUGGUGCUACAAAGGGUCGCCGAUCACCGCCGUGACGGCGACCAACCUCUGCCCGCCCAACUGGGCGCAGGACUCCAACAACGGGGGGUGGUGCAACCCGCCACGUGUCCACUUCGACAUGGCCAAGCCCGCCUUCAUGAAGAUCGCCCAGUGGAAGGCCGGCAUCGUCCCCGUCAACUAUCGCAGGGUUCCCUGUGUCCGAAAAGGAGGGCUGAGGUUCGCCUUCCAAGGAAACGGGUACUGGCUGCUGGUGUAUGUAAUGAACGUCGGCGGAGGGGGCGACAUAGCGAGCAUGUGGGUGAAGGGGAGCAAGAUGAAUGGAUGGGUUAGCAUGAGCCACAACUGGGGUGCUUCUUACCAGGCCUUCGCCACCCUCGCCGGACAAGCCCUUUCCUUUAAGCUCACUUCUUACACCUCUCAUGAAACUGUCGUCGCCUACAAUGUCGCCCCCGCUAAUUGGCGUGUCGGCCUCACUUACUCUUCCUCCGUCAACUUCCAUUGAUGCAUAUAUAUACUCAUCUUCUUCAAGCUCAUGUGUUUGUCCUAAAAUUAUUAUGCUUGUUCGUGAAAUAUCAUUUUUCUUCCUAUAGUGUGUGAUCCUCGUAAUGUAUUCUGGAUUGCUCAUCUAUCUGGUAAAAUAAAUAAAAUUUUUAGAC